AUGAAUAUUUCGAGGGGAAUUAACAUAGUAUUAUGGUUAUAUUGUAUAAUUACUGGCUCAGCAAGUUUAGCAUUAAUGAUUUAUGAACCGAUAACUCCGGCUGAUAUUACGCUUAACUGCCCGCUACUUGUAAUGAGUGGAUCUGUAUUCACCUGUCAACUGACUUGCAAUAAAGGAAGUCAUAUACAAGGGACUGUGUCGUUUGCAAACGAUUGGCAAGAUACAAUCUCAUUACCAGAACCAAAUUAUGAUUGGAUAGGACUGCCUCCAAAACGUAUGAAAGAUACAAUGAUAAAUUAUAACACAAACAACUUAAUCAUCACUGGUUCACAAGCUCGCUAUGAUGGAACAAUCAGUACAAUUCAAAUACAUGCACUUCUAUUAACUGAUGUCACCUUUUAUCUUUUACGCGUUCAAUGCACUGGUGGUAUGUACAAUUUUGAAACCAAUAGCUGUUCAUCGACCAACAAUCGUAGCGUAACGUGUUCAGCAAAUCAAGUGUUUUCUGGUUUGGUCCGGGAUUGCGUUAACAUAUCAUCAUCCUACUGCGGUAAUCUACGGCAACUGAAAUUAGAUAAACCUAUAAUUGUUGAAAAUUAUAAUUAUCAAGUGAUAGGAAUUUAUACGGUCAAAUUAACAGUUUUAGGUUGGCAGAAUAUUAAGUUGCCUUCUGUAUGGACUAUUCAGUCAGGUGAUCGAAUAGGAUUCACUAGUAUCUUAGCAGGAAGUAUUGGAUGUGCUCCUUCCUCAUCAUAUGAAGCUGAUGAUUUAGAAACCUUGACAACGUUUUCUGGAACUAAUGGAAGUUCUGUAUUAGGGAGUAAUCUAAAGCGUUUGACUUCUAUACGACAUCAGAUUGGGGCUUGGAUCAGGCCAACUCAUGAUGCAUUAUUGACUGGAUAUAUAAAUACGACAGGGUAUCAAGACGUCUCACUUCAGCUGUACAGUUACUGGGGCAAGAACUAUACAUCACCGGCUCUCAUUAAAACUACUAUUAUGAUAGAUGAAAUUAUAAAUGAAACUCAGUUAAUAUUAAAAUUAUGUGCUGCGGGAAUAGAAUGUUCAUUAGAACUUAAUAGUCAUACAGGCAUUAAUGUUACUUAUGUAUGGGAUUUUGGUGAUGGCACAGUACAGAAAACAACAUCAGUUAAAAUGGUGCAAAAAACCUACAGUACUGCUGGUAAUUAUAGUUUGACCGUCAAUAUAAGCAACAGUCUCCAGUACAAAAUAAUUGUACAAAAUGUGAGUGUGAUAGACAAAUUUGAGUUUUAUGAAAUACAAGGAAAUCAAUUUGCUGAAUUGAAUGGACUAACCACUCUAAAAUUAAAUAUAUCUGGAAGCCGAUUUAUAUGUUCCUGGUAUCUGAACGGUGUUUUGUCUAAAAAUGAUACUAUGACACAAUUUGAUUACAUGCAUAUUCAAAGUGGUGUGGUAGUCUGGAAUGUGACUUGUCGAACUCCUGUGGAAACUGUUAGUAGAAAACUGGAACAAUUUGUAAUGGAGCGUUUCACAGGACUUUCACUUGUAACCAAGAGUUUACAAGUGGCAAAACCAGCUCAGAUUGUUUUUACUUUCAUAACUGGGAAUAAUUUAACAGCUCAGUUGACUUUCUUUAAUCGAACUUUAAAUACAUACAUUGAUUAUGUACAGAAAACUAUCACAUCUGAACUGGUGAGUGAGUCACAGAUAGCGUCUGUAAACUACAGCUUAUGGACAACCAAUUCAAUUGGUUCAAAUUUAACUACUGGUCAGAUACUGUUUGAUGUACCAGUACUUGGCAUGAGCAUACAAGUUGAGCCAAAUUACGCUGGCCCUUCUCAAAACAUGAUUUUUCGUGUUUCGUUUCAAGAAGGCACAUCAAUCAUUUUGACUGUUAAUUAUGGGGACGGUGAAGUAGUCCAGCAAUCCGCUAUGCAGUUGCAAACAUGGCCAAAGGAUUAUCAGUUGACCAAAAAGUAUUUAAACGCCGGUGAGUACACUGUGACGUUUUCAGCAUCCUCAGGGGGUAAUACAGAGAACAGGACAGUCACGGUUUAUGUAGUUGAUAAGAUUGGGGUUUACGCAGCUCAAGCCAUUACUGAAUUUGUAGCUGUUUACGAUCCCGUAACUUUGAAGAUAACAAGGCAAUCUGGAAAUCCUGCAGUGUUAGCUAAAAUAAGCUUAGACUGGGGCGAUAACAGUCAGUUCACCCUAGACGAUUUCCGCGAAGGUGCUGUUUAUAGUCAUAUUUACAAAAGUGAGGGAGAUUUCGGAGUUACCGCUUUACUUACAAAUCCAGUUGACCAAAAAGUUUUUGUUACCACACUUAAAGUUAGAGCAAGAAUUGAAGAUUUUGGUUGUCAAGCUGCACCAAAUCCAGUUGAGACAGGAAAACUGUUAGUGAUUUCAGUGGUUUAUAAAAGUGCACAAGAUGUCAUCAUCAAUGCUUUGUUAAAUAACCGAACAGAUUCCAAACAAAUCAACGUACCAGCACCUAAAUUAACAGAGAUAAAUUACAACUAUCCUGUUGCCGGUUUGUAUUAUGAGGAAAUACAAGCAAAGAAUUUAGUCAGCAACCAGUCAUGUUCACUUAUAGUUGAUGUUCGGAAUAAAAUAGUAAAUAUGAAUAUCGCAUAUGGCGGUCAUGCAGUAUACCCACCUGGAUCUGUCACAUUUACUUUAACAUACACUGGAAUAGCUGCCAAUUUUCCAACACUAGCUAAAUAUAAUGUGGUAUGGGGAGAUGGAAGUGCACCCUCAGAAGGAAUGUUAACAUUGGCAAAUCAACCACAAAAAAUUAGUCACGUUUUAGCUGAUUUAAAUUACUUUCAAGCUUCUGUCACCUUGGACAAUGUUAUAAGUACCAUGACGAAAAAUACUCAGGUUGCCGCUUUUGGUUUAUUCCAACAAAUUGAUUUGAUAAUAACAGUUGCAUCUACUGGUGAUCCUGGUUAUGGAGCAGAUGGAAAUUUUUAUCCACUAGGAGUUCAAUUAAAAUUCCAAGUGCUUGCAAAUGGAAAGCCAAAUAAUGUGGCUAAUAUCACUUAUUCAAUUAUAAAUAAAACUAAUAAUCUCAUACUGGACUCAGGAACUGUUUGGAAUAAUUACUUUUUCUACACAUUUACUAAGUUUGGAGAAUAUAAUAUUGUAGUACUGGCUUCAAAUCCAGUGAGCGCGAAAUCAAUUUCAAAAGAAAUUUCAAUUAGGACUUCUAUACGUGGAUUAAAAGCUUAUCUUGUCGGUAAUGGUAUGUUGGAACCAAAUCAACAAGGUAUAAUACGUAUUUCAUUUGAAGCCUAUCCAAAUGAUGCGUGUUUGUGCAUAGAAAAAUCAGAUGGAGUUGGUCCAGUUUAUUAUCCGAAAUUAACAGAUCCAACAUCUUUCUGUUCAUUAUGUCCCAGUUACUUACGUUUGCAAGAUGCACCAGUCAAUCUGACAUUCUCAUUAAGUGUUCAAUAUGGUUCAAGCGGACCUCAGUAUGUGUCUAUCCAGGCUAUUAGUGCGUCGGAAAUAGUCGAUACUAAAUUAUAUAUCCCUGUUACAUUUUCAACGUGUCCUCCACCUAAAAUAUCUAUGUCGAAUGCAUCAUCACAAUUAACAACUUAUCCAAUUAAAGCAAUUACCUCCGAAAUCAUAAAUAUUGAAGCAAUACUUACCGUACCAAAUUGUUUGUUAUCAGUACCAAAUGAGAAACUAUGGACUUUAUACUCCAUUGAUUUAGAUACCACACAAACAUUAGGACCAAUCUCAUUAUCUCAAGAACUUAGUUCCAAAACACUAAGACUUGGUUUACCUGCUAAUUUUCUUUCACCCGGGCCAUACAAAGCUACGUGUUCAGUGUAUUUUACUCCACCUCAAGGAGUACCAUAUAUUGUCUCAGAAAGCGCAUAUAUAAUAGUUGUCCCACCACCAUUAUUAGUUCAGUUCGAUGUGGGUAAUCCGAUCAGCAAGACAAUCGAUUUAUCUAUUAAUGAGAUAUGCUUAAAACCUGAGGUUUAUUCGCUUGAUCCUGCCUUGAAUAAUGUAAACGUUCCACAGGGUAUCGGAUCUUGGAUAUGGUAUUGCAGGCAAGUCGGUGAAGAACUGUCAGGAAAGUUGAUUUUGCCCAAACCUCCGGGUUAUCAAUACAAUGCAUACUAUACUGGUUGCUUUGGUGAUGGUCCAGGAGUAAUUGAUACAAAUAAUGGUACUCUGUGCUUUACAACGGAAAACUUUAGAAUAAAUAAAACAUAUGAAGUUACAGUCAUCGGCAGUAAACCACCCAAACGGAUUGGAAAAGCUACAAUGCAACUGUUGAUUACAAAUGAAGUAGCCCCAAUCUUUACAAUAAGAUGCAGCAUACCUUAUCUGUGCUACAAUCUAGAAUUUGACUCAUCAAAUUUAACCAGUUGGUUCAUUUCUGAAUCAGAUGAUCUUUAUGUAACAGUUUUCAUAGAGUUUGGAACCCUAAGCCCUGAUAUGAGAUUUAAAUGGAAUAUUAGAGAAAUGCGUUCAGACGGCACACUUUUACCAUUCGAUCAAGUUCAACAAGAUACAUACACAGAAGGGACGUUUACAUCAUCAUGGCGAAUAAAAAAAGGGUAUUUUAUCAAUAAGUCAAAUGAUGUCAAAGGAUGUAUUGUAUGUGUUACCUUAACUAAAAAUACUGACAUAGGAACAUCUUGUUUACGAUUCAAGUAUUUGCCAAGACCCACACCGGGUAUAUGUACAUAUACUUUAAACGAUACAAAUAUGUGUGUAAACUGCGUAAACUUCACUAGUAUUGUUAGUCCACUGACAUAUACAUUCUUUCUUACGAAUUCAUUCAUCAAAAUUGCUCUUGCAAGUGAAAAUCUUCCUACAACUUGUUUCAUUGUACCUUAUAUGUACAGUCCACUAGAUGCUUGUGUCUAUGUUUCUGAUAAAUUUGGGGGUUCAAUAGAAGUAUGCUAUGCGAAUAUAUUCGUCCGAGCAAAAUCACUGGAUCUUAUGCGUGCCGCAAUACAAUCACUUGUAGAAGACAAAAAAACCGAAUUAAACAGAUUGGUUGUUACUGGACAGUUGACAGAAAGUGCUGAUCUAGUUACCAGUUAUGCAUCUGCUGUGCAAAUGUUCUCUACUCUUGAAACUCGGAACUCCGCUGGUGCAAAUAAUACCCCAGAUGCAAUUUUGAAUCGUGAUUUACGUUCUACGGUUAUUCAAAUGCUGGUAAAUACUGUAAACAAUUUUAUACCGACUGAUUCAAAUUCAUUCAUCUUAGCAAUGUCAUGCACUGAGAAUAUACUUAGCAAUACCUUGGACGUGGAUAGAAGUUCGCAGUCAAAAUUAAACACAUACCUUACUGAAGUAACUCAAUCUCUAGAAGCAAUUGCUUGUGAUAAUACAAAUUAUUUGUUAACAAUGACCUCAACUAUAUUUCAAUCAGCGCUUCUUUUAGCUGAUGCUGGAAAUAGUCAGAUUAAUAACCCAAUCUCUUUAGAUAUACCAACAGAUCCAGCUCUACUCGAUUACAAUGUCGAUCUCGAGAAGGCAGGUCUACAGACAUCAGGUUUGGAUCCAAUGAGUGAUUUAAUGUUGCAAAAUAGUGCAGAUCAACAAUCAUUACUGGUUGGUCAGACAUUAGAUAUGAUCCGUAAUCUGAUGAUCACAUCACAAAAAGUCACACAAAGUUUGUUAAUUGAAGGUGCAUCGCCAAUAACAUUUCAGACGUCAAACGGUGUGAUUAGUCUUUCUAAGAUUCUACCGAAUAAUUUGUCAAAUAGAAUUGCUGUAUUGGAUGGAAGCCAAAAUGAUGUUUUUGUAAACAAUUUAUGCAGAAACAUUCAAACUUUAAAUGAAAGUUGUUCACAACCAUAUAGCCUUCAAACAUUCAUAUCGAAAACAAACCUGUUCUCAUUUCGUACUGGUUCAUCUAUACCAAUCCCAUUUCAUACUGAGACUAUUUCAAUGAUUUUAUACAAUAACAAACCAGUUAUCAUUAAAGAUGUCAAAGAAAUAGUUGAAGGAAUUGUUCACAGGUUAUCAAAUUUCAAACAACCAACCUUUACAAGUAUGGAUCCAGGAACAAAUCGACCUCAACUACCAGCUGCACGAAUAGCUGUGGAUAAAACAGAAAUUUAUCAAGCUCUUUUAAUGAGUCAUCAGGUAGUACCAGAUGAUGUAGCUGUAUUUUUCCAGUUGUACCCUGAAAAUAUUUCUGAAUGUCCACAAUAUUUACUGUUUCUAAGACUGAUUGAUCCCCCAGUAAUUUCCUUAUCAACUGGAGGAUAUGAUAUGUGGACAACGUUACCUGAGAACACUUCACAAUGUGUUAAUAUGACCACAAACCCAAAUGAUCCAAAUUACAGAUAUACAUUUAUGUUGGAUAACCGUCAACUAAUGGAGCUUAGAUCAACACAGAAAUAUAGUGAAAGAUUUGAACUUCUACAAAAGUCUGUAGCUCAAACAAUUUACAUUGGUUUUCGUCAAUUAAAUCAGUAUGAGAUUAAUACGUAUAAAAAUACAAGUCCUCCAUUAAUUCCUUAUCCAUACAGAGAUCAAAUAAACAACACAGCGCUUUCACGUUGGUUUUUAACAUCUUGUCUAUCUGGUCAAGUGGAUUCUUCGAAAAAAUGGUCCACAAGCAAAUGCCGAGUUGGUCCUAAGACUACAGUUCAACAGACUCAAUGUAUAUGUGAUGAAUUUUCCACAUUCACAUCUGGAUGGUUUGAACUACCCAACAGUAUCGAUUUCAAUUAUGUAUUUGCUAAUAUAGAUUUUAACAAAAAUCCUACACUGUAUGCUACAGAGAUUUCCCUUUGUAUCAUGUUUCUAUUAAUACUUAUCUGGGCACGUAGAGAAGAUAUUAAGGAUAUAGAAAAGCUUACUGUCACUCAGUUGUCUGAGAAUAAUCCAGAUUGCGAGUAUUUUUAUGAAAUCAUUGUCAGUACUGGACAUCGUAGAUGUGGGGGCACUGAUUCUAAAGUCUGUUUCAUUCUUUCUGGACAAUAUGGUGAGACAGGCUGUUACGUUCUGCAAGAUCCCAAUCGAAAAGUAUUGUGUCGUGGUGCCACGGAUCGAUUUUUACUCGCUUGUCCAAAACCACUGGGGCCGUUAAUUUACAUACGUUUAUGGCAUGAUAAUUCUGGUGUAGGUGAUAAAGCAUCGUGGUAUUGCAAUUAUGUUGGAGUGGUUGAUUUACAAACUAGAGAAAAGUCACAUUUUAUUGUUGAAAGUUGGUUUGCAGUUGAAGAAGGUGAUGGUCAGGUGGAUCGUAUUAUUCCUGUAACAAGUCAAGAAGAAAUGUUAACAUUUAUACACAUGUUCAGUACAACAGCAUCUCGAAAUAUGACUGACGAUCAUCUAUGGAUAUCAGUUGUAGCUCGUCCAAUAUUCAGUCGAUUUACAAGAGUGGAAAGAGUUGCCUGUUGUUUACUUUUACUUUAUCUAUCUAUGCUUGGUUCAUGCAUGUUUUACAAAGGUGAAGGAUCUGUCAAACAACCAAAUUUAAUUAGUCUUGGACCAUUUGGAUUCACUCCCACCGAGUUUUAUGUAGCUAUUGUUAACAAUCUGCUUACAUUCAUUCCAUUGUUUUUAAUCAUUUAUAUAUUUCGUAAUUCACGUUUACGGGUUAGUCAUGCAACAAAAUUACGCCAUGCUAUUGAAGAACAUUUAGAUGAAAAAUUAUAUCUUGGAAAAGCUUCAUUUAUUUAUAGUACUCAGUCAGCAAUACAAGAUACAAGCGAAAAUGAUGACCCUGAGGCUCUGGCUGAAAAUGCUGACGAUACUGAAGGUAAAGAAAAAGGACGAACUUUGUUUUGUGGAUGGCAAAUGCGUAUUUUCGCUUGGUUACUUCUUAUCAUAUGUUUGGGUAUAGCUGUCACUUUUACAACAUUCUAUGGUGUGAUGUUUGGUGAAGCUACAUGUAAAAAAUGGCUGUCAUCAUUGUUUUUAUCAUUCUUUAUAAGUGUACUUCUAGCUCAACCAAUAAAGGUGCUACUGCUAGCCGUGUUCUUUUCAUUCAUUUGUAAAUCAACUGAUCGAGUAGAUCAAAUAGAAAUUUUUGAAGAAGAAGAUCGAAUAAUCCAAACAUUAGGGAAACGGUAUCAACUUCGAAUGGAUAGAGAAUACUUAAAUAAUAACUACCUAUCUGAUGAUUUUCGUCCACAACGUUUGGUAAUCCUACCGCCGGAUCCAUCAGACUUGGCACGUGCUCGAGCUUAUCGACUAAAACAAAGAAGAGCCAAUGAUAUCAUUCGUGAAGUUAUACUAUACGUUUUCUUUCUCACAUUGCUACUAAUUGUCAGCUUAGAUUUCCGUGAUGCUAAUGGAUUUCUCUUGAAAUCUAGUCUACAAAAUUUGUUUUUUCCAAGUUCAUUUCAAAGUAUGAAUGAUGUGGACGAUUUCUAUAAAUGGGCCCAGAAUGUUCUAAUUCCUGGCUUGCGUGCAGAUCGAUGGUAUAAUCGUAAUCCACCUUUGUUCCAACGUGGUUUCUUGCAAGACAGAACAGAUCGAAUAAUUGGUUAUGGAAUGAUGAGACAACUACGAACUAAAAAAGAUUCAUGUAACGUACACGAACUCGCAAAAAAUCUAUUCAAACAUUGCUACGGAAGUUAUGAUAUGUUUAACGAAGAUAAAGAAGCGUAUGGGAUAUCAUGGGCUAAGUUUGAAGGGGAUGAUAAGUCGAAUAAUUCUGCACCAGAAUUUGUUUAUCAAAAUUCAUCACAGUUGAAAGGUUAUCCAUAUCUGGGACAGAUUACAUGGUAUUCUGGAGGUGGAUAUGUUCAUUUACUAAGAGGUUCGAAGGAUGAAAUGUUAAACAGGAUGAGUUUUUUAAAUCAAACUCACUGGAUCGAAUUCUCUACACGUGCAAUAAUAGUACAAUUUACAGUGUAUAAUCCUAAUAUCAAUCUGUUUGCCAUUAUAACUGCUCUAAUUGAAAUGCCUGGUAUCGGUGCAAUGAUACCAUCGUAUCGUAUCGAAACGGCUAAUUUGUUUGGAGUACUGGGCUCUAAGACUAAGCUUGCGCAAAUUACAUCUCAGGCACUAUUUGCAUUCAUACUAUUUUGUUAUUUAAUCAAAGAAAUACGCAGUAUGUUCAGACAACGGUUGAAAUAUUUCACGAAAUUUUGGAAUUUUGUUGAGUUAUUCAUUAUUUGCGGUUCCAUAGCUGCUAUCGCUGCAUAUAUUUACAUGAUACUGAGUACAAAGUCAUCUAUUGAAGAGUUUUCACGUACACAUGGUAAUAUUUAUAUGAAUUUUCAACUAUUGGCAUACUGGAAUGAAAAUCUUACGUAUUUAACCGCUAUAAUUUGCUUCUUUGCCAUGUUAAAACUUGUAUACUUAUUUCGUUUUAAUCAAAGAGUUGGUUUAUUAGGGUCUGUGUUGAAAUAUGCAGCAACAGAUUUAAAAUAUUUCUGCUUUAUAUUCUUGGUUGUUUUUUCUGCAUUUGUAUUGGUCUUCUACUUACUAUACAAUGAUACACUAAGUGGUUUUAAGACAAUUUUAAAUGCUAUAGAAACAAGUAUGCAGAUUAUUCUGGGGAAAUUCGAUUUCACAAGUAUGUAUGAACGACAAAUGGUGUUGGGUCCAUUACUGUUUGCUGCUUUCUCUUUAUGCGUUGUAUUUGUAAUGGUCAGUAUGUUUAUUGCUAUACUCGAUGAGAGUUUCCAACGUGUCCUUAAAGAUUUAAGUUUGCAGUCAGAUGAUCAUGAAAUGACUCAGUUUAUUGCAAUCCAAUUUAUCCAAUCUAUUGGUCUAGAUAGAACAACAUGGGGUAAGAAUUUUAUCAAAAACGUCAAUACACAACAACAAGAACCAAUUUAUGAUCCAGAAAGUGAAUCUUCGAAACAUGUUGCUCAGCUGAAAUCACUAAUGAAUGAAUUCUUAGAGCAUGUUCAACAAAACUUGAUUACAGAUGAAAGAAAAUCCGUGGAUUCGAAGUGA
Schistosoma margrebowiei is the source of this 9882-nucleotide messenger RNA. Lineage: Eukaryota; Metazoa; Platyhelminthes; Trematoda; Strigeidida; Schistosomatidae. The record is from the annotation of a GenBank genome assembly.